Polyodon spathula (Mississippi paddlefish) is the source of this 2162-nucleotide messenger RNA. It is a transcript of the gene cdk5, whose product is annotated as cyclin-dependent kinase 5. The record is from RefSeq and is a predicted model, not a curated record. Bases 111 to 989 code for a protein of 292 amino acids. The transcript is spliced from 12 exons. NCBI's taxonomy places the organism in Eukaryota, Metazoa, Chordata, Actinopteri, Acipenseriformes, Polyodontidae. Gene Ontology annotation, molecular function: ATP binding; cyclin-dependent protein serine/threonine kinase activity. Gene Ontology annotation, cellular component: nucleus; cytoplasm. Gene Ontology annotation, biological process: protein phosphorylation; neuron apoptotic process; synaptic vesicle transport.
AUGUCUCAAUCUGAUGCAGUGGUGUGUUGCAGAACCUACUUUAAAGUUAAUCCGGAGAGAAAACCUUAGACAGACAAAUUAUUUUCAAUAAAAAAAAAAAAAAAAAAAAAAUGCAGAAAUACGAGAAACUGGAGAAGAUCGGCGAAGGUACCUACGGAACAGUCUUCAAAGCCAAAAACAGAGAAACCCAUGAAAUUGUAGCCCUCAAAAGAGUACGUCUAGACGAUGACGAUGAGGGAGUACCAAGCUCUGCACUACGAGAAAUCUGUCUUUUGAAAGAACUAAAACAUAAAAAUAUAGUGAGGUUGCAUGAUGUACUCCACAGUGAUAAGAAGUUAACCUUAGUGUUUGAAUACUGUGAUCAGGAUUUGAAGAAAUAUUUUGAUAGCUGCAAUGGGGACCUAGACCCUGAAAUAGUAAAGUCCUUCAUGUACCAGUUGCUAAAAGGUUUGGCUUUUUGCCAUAGCCGGAAUGUGCUGCAUAGAGACCUCAAGCCUCAGAAUCUUCUUAUUAACAGGAAUGGCGAGCUCAAACUAGCGGAUUUUGGAUUAGCUCGUGCAUUUGGAAUACCUGUCAGAUGUUACUCAGCUGAGGUUGUCACAUUAUGGUACAGGCCUCCAGAUGUGCUGUUUGGUGCCAAGCUGUAUUCCACCUCAAUUGAUAUGUGGUCAGCGGGGUGUAUAUUUGCAGAGUUAGCUAAUGCUGGAAGGCCGUUGUUUCCAGGAAAUGAUGUGGACGAUCAGCUGAAGAGGAUUUUCAGAUUGUUGGGGACACCGACUGAGGAGCAGUGGCCCACCAUGACCAAACUUCCAGACUACAAGCCCUACCCCAUGUAUCCAGCAACAACCUCACUGGUGAAUGUUGUUCCAAAACUGAGUGCAACAGGACGGGAUCUGCUACAGAAUCUACUGAAGUGUAACCCAGUCCAGCGGAUCUCAGCAGAGGACGCCUUGCAGCACCCAUACUUCGCUGAUUUCUGUCCUCCAUAAACAAUUGCCAAACUCCAGUAACACAACUCAGUCUGACCUCCUGCAUCUAAUGCGCUUAAUUCCAGUUUUUAAUACAGGACCCAUCCAUCACUGGCAAACCUUCAAGGAACCAGGAGCAAAACCUGCUGGCUUCGACUGUCUUACACUGCCUGAAGCAACACAGUCUUGGUGGUGAACAUCUCAUUCUCUGUCUUGCUUUCUUUUUGACUCCAGCACAUGCACAUUUAAGACUUAAUUUACAGUCACGCAGAUACACACGUGGGCCCAUGCAUGCUGUAAAAAACAUGCUGGUACAAGAAGUUUUAACAAUAUGAUCUGUUUUGCUGUUUUGGACAGUUGGACAGUGCCCUCCUUUCAGACAAACUCCAUUACAAAUUUGCACUUUGCUUUUUUUUUUUUACUUUUGACUAGGAAUAAGAUAACAUUAUAAUGCUCACAGGGACUGUAUGAAAAUAAGUGGGACAUGUUUCUCAGUGUUGUGAUGAUUUUGGGUGAAAUUUGAAUUCCCAGAUUGCCAGAAUUAUUUAUUUUUUUUUAUAAUUAUUUUUUAGGUUAAAUAUUUUGACAUUAACAUGACCAGUUGCUGCGUAUAUCAGGCUUUAAAUCUCAUUCCCCCACAAUUUCCACAGAUGUCCUUCAUUAAGUAACCACUAGCCAUGUCUAUCUGGGGCUACAAUUUGAUAUACCUAAAGUGAGAAAGUACUGUACUGGCUUUUUUGGUGCAUCAUUCAUAUGAAAACCGUGUUCCCCUUUUAAUGAGUGGUGAAAUCCAGAAAUAAUCGUGAACUGAGAAAGGGGCCAAAAGCAGACCAGAGCUGCAGCUGAUGCAUUUGUUAUGUAUUGCCUGACUCGCAGUGACUGUGUUUAAAGAUAUUGUGAAAAGUAUCUGUCUGUCCAUUGCACAGGUAGCUCAUUUGAACUCUGCUGUUGUUUAAAGCUGUCAUGAUACUGACCACUUCUUGCACUUGUUGAAAUGUUAGAAAGGAUAGAUUUAAAUGUAUUGCUGUUAUUUAUUAACAAUGUUCUCCUGCUUAAAGGAAUAUUUACAAAAUGAGUACAAAAUGCAUUAUUUAGUAUUACACAUACUCUAGAACAGGGAUCCCCAACCCUGGUCCUGGAGAGCCCCUAUCCAGCAGGCUGUAUAGGUCUCUUUACAUCAUCAGUGGCUAAAGA